Molecule: messenger RNA, 615 nt
Organism: Corticium candelabrum
Lineage: Eukaryota; Metazoa; Porifera; Homoscleromorpha; Homosclerophorida; Plakinidae
Product: probable LIM domain-containing serine/threonine-protein kinase DDB_G0287001
Exons: 2
Coding region: 101-436 (111 amino acids)
Biological process (GO): protein phosphorylation; signal transduction
Cellular component (GO): cytoplasm
Molecular function (GO): protein kinase activity; ATP binding
Source: RefSeq, a predicted model, not a curated record
UUUUGGUCUUGGAAGACUCUUCGGUUAUGCACAAAAAAACCGACGAUCAAAGCGAAACAAUUCAUUCAGCGACAAUAAUUUAGAAACCGAACUAGUUGAGAUGAGAGAUUUGUCUGAAGAUGGUAUUGGGACAGUGAGAUGGAGUGCACCAGAGUUAGCACGUCGAGAGAGCUACGAUGGAUCAAUCGAUGUCUACAGUUUUGGAAUUGUGCUUUGGAAGAUUUGGUCACGUGGUUUUCCUUUCGAGCAGUAUCGGUUUGCUCACCAAGUAGACGAUGCCGUGGAAAGAGGUGAGCGUCCUGUCGUUCCAGACGAUUGCCCGGAGGAAUAUUCAACCGUAAUGCAAGCUUGCUGGGCAGAAAGAGCUCGGAAACGACCCUCGUUUAGCGAAGUUGUCAGCUCUCUGGAAAACAUGCACGUGGAAGAUGCUUGCUAGAGUGACUACACGAGUUUGAAUUUGGUCAUUUGCUAGUUUAGAUAUUGACACGUAAGUUUAGCUGUUAAUUAGAGGCAUAGAAGAUUAGAUUGCUAGCAUACGAUAUUAUAGAAUUAGGAGUUUUAGUCAUAAAAAUUAUUAAGAGAGAGUUGUUGUUUAGCCAAAUAAACGCGGAUAUU